Molecule: messenger RNA, 393 nt
Organism: Rhizophagus irregularis DAOM 181602=DAOM 197198
Lineage: Eukaryota; Fungi; Glomeromycota; Glomeromycetes; Glomerales; Glomeraceae
Biological process (GO): protein phosphorylation; signal transduction
Cellular component (GO): cytoplasm
Molecular function (GO): protein kinase activity; ATP binding
Source: RefSeq, a predicted model, not a curated record
AUGGAUCCCAAAUUUUUUGAGCAGAAUCUAAUUCAAAAAUAUGGUUUGACCGAAAAAUCAGAUAUAUAUAGUUUAGGGGUAUUAUUCUGGGAAUUAACAAGUCGUUCAUCACCUUUCAAUUUUGAAAAAAAAAGAUUUGACCGUGAUUCUAUUAAAUUAAUGAUUCUUAAUCGUGUUAGAGAAAAUCCUAUUCCAAAAACAAAUGAUAAAUUCGUUUCACUUUAUAAAAAAUGUUGGCAACAUGAACCAGACGAAAGACCACCUAUUUGUCAAGUAAUUGAAGAACUUGAUAACAUUGAUCCUAUAAUCAACAAUUUACCAACUAAUUCUAACAAAAGUAAAAUAACACAGGAUAAAGAUUCUGACUUGAACAUUACGACAUAUAGUACAUAG